Molecule: messenger RNA, 1136 nt
Organism: Spodoptera frugiperda (fall armyworm)
Lineage: Eukaryota; Metazoa; Arthropoda; Insecta; Lepidoptera; Noctuidae
Exons: 3
Coding region: 91-780 (229 amino acids)
Biological process (GO): regulation of transcription by RNA polymerase II
Cellular component (GO): transcription regulator complex; nucleus
Source: RefSeq, a predicted model, not a curated record
UCAAAUGUGUAAACAAAAACAAAGAUAAUAAAGUUGAAAAUAAACAGUUAAAAAUACAAACAUCUAAAGUAUUAAAGAAAUAGUGACAUAAUGAUAUCCGAAUUCGCAAAAGAAAAAGUAUAUUGGACGAGAAAAAUGAAUCUAAAAUUAGUAAAAUUCAUGGAAAGCAGACCGAAUAUUUGGAACCCUAAACAUCCAAAGUACACUUCAUUAAAAUAUAGAGAUAAAACAUAUGCGGAAUUUGCUUCUCUGUACGGCAACGAGUUCACAGGACAGAUAGUAAAAGAUCGUUGGACGAAUAUAAGGUCUACCUUUGCCAAUUACUUGAGAAAAGUAAAAGCAAGUCAGGCUAAAGGCGAUGGAGAGCCUUACAAGGUGACAUGGCACUUAUGGGAUGCAUGCAAGUUUCUACUUAAAGUUAACAAAAAUAUUCAAGGAGAUACAAAUGACUACAGUAAUAAUGAUUUAAAGGAUGAAACAGAACAAGAGGAUGUAUCAAGUAACUCGGAUAACUCGGAAAAAUCCUACAACAAUGAUCCUUCAUGUCAAAAUAUAGCCAACGGUAUUUUAAAUGUAUUCCGUGGAGUUCAAAAUGAUGUUUUUGGUUUAGAAAACACAAAGUAUGCACAAGUAGGACAAUUAGUGGCCCAAAAAUUAUCACAAAUGAGUUCCUAUGAAGCAGCACAAAUGUCAAAUAAAAUAACAGAAAUCUUAUUAAUGUACCAUGAAGAUAAUCCUUUGAAUCCAAAUAAUUUAAAAUCAGAGCUAAAUAUAAGUUAAAUAUUAAUGUACAGUCAGCCAAGUUAUUUGGUGUACAGGUAAACAAAUAAAGAUUGAUAUACCAACUAUUGGUUAAUUAACUACAGUUACUAACUACUGUCUUUAUGUUCUUAAGUAAUGUUUAUUUUCUUACCUGUAUACUAAAUAACUUGACUAACUGUACAUAAAUACAAUUGUGAUUAUCUUAGUUUUAGUUUGACAUUGCUGAGCUGAGCAUUCUUGACAGUUAUUUCUUGUAAUGCAAUGUUCAAUGGUGUAUGAAAUAUAACUCUAUAGUUACAGUAUUACUUUUACAUAAAGGCAAUCUGAAUUUUAAUUAAGUGUUAGCAAUAAAUAGAAAUCAAGAUUUAAUUGAG